UCGGUGCAGUUCGCGGCGGGGCAGCCUUGGAGGUUAUGUCCCGUCCGUGUGUCCACACGCACACGCCGCUCGUGCGUGCGACUGACGUCUCGUUUGACGCGUGUACAUUCACGAGUGCCGCUUACGUGUGUGCGCGCGUGUGUGCGUGUAUGUGUGUGCUCGCAAUUCCGUAUCCUUGAGUUUCUGUAAAAGUCUCGACGAACGUGUGGGGUCUGAUCGAGGAAACGCACAGCCGUUGAAAUUUACGCGCUCGGGGAGCAACCUUGAAGAAAUCGGGGAGCUCGUAUGUCUGUGAAUCGGAUGGGGCGGGGUGCUGCAUUUGAAUCGCUUCGGGAAGUGGGCAAUGUGGAUUGGUAAUAAUUCAUCAUUGCCGGAACGUCCCCAUGGAUCAGCUAUUUCUCGAUCUCAUUCACGAAUGUAAAUAUGUGGCACCGGGGGCGCAGCUCACUUACGCGCUGAGGAAUCGUUUGGAGAAGUACAAGGAGGAAGUGCGGAGGGAGAUUGUGGCGCGUACGAAGGAUGGCUGCGCCCCGUUGUUCAUCGCCUGCAAGAGGGGCCACGUGGAGAUUGUCGAGUAUCUCAUAACGGAAUGCGCCGCCGACAUCGAACAAAGGGGAAAGUACGAGGUGCCGGACGACAGGUCGGUUCACUGCGUCACCCCGCUCUGGUGCGCCGCAGUGUCCGGAAACCUGGAAGUUAUAAAAUGCCUUAUACUCCACGGAGCUGACGUCAACGCGGUCUCCGAUUCUGGAUCCACACCUGUUAGAUCUGCGUGCUUCAUGACGCACAUGGACAUUGUCGCUUAUUUAGUGAAUAACGGCGCCGAUAUAUUAAAAGCGAAUUAUAACGGCGGAACAUGUUUGAUAAACUCUGUACAAAGCGUGGAGCUAUGUACUUUCCUGUUGGAACACGGCGCGGACGUGAAUGCCACUGACAUUCAGAACAAAACUGCCUUGCAUUACUCUAUACAGGAGCACAGACUGCGAACUACCAAACUGCUCUUAGAACAUAAUGCAGACCCUCAUCUUAGAUCUCGUUAUAACGACGAUGCUCUCCAGACUGCCUGCCUUAAAGGAGCCAUUCAGAUAUUUGAUUAUUUAGUGGAAAACGUAUCGUAUUCCCCGGAAAGAUUGGCAGACGCGAACGAGCUGAUGGGAUCUACAUUUUUCGACGAUCACAACGACACGCACAUGGCGUUGCAAUACUGGAGAUCGGCGAUGAUUUUACGAAUGGUCAACUCGGAAAACGGAAUGCCUUUGCCAAAGAGACCUGUGUUACUAAAACGCGAGGCUUACAAACACGCGACGGAGUUUUCGAAUUUGGAAGAGCUAAGCGCUAUCUCGCUCGACUUAGACGCAAUAAGAAUACAAAGCCUGCUGAUAUGCGAGAGGAUAUUGGGCCCGCAUCACAAGGAUACCCUCUUUCGGCUGAUGUUUAGAGGUGCCUCGUAUGCAGAUGCGUUAAGGUAUCAGAAUUGUAUAGAUCUCUGGCGUCGCGCGUUAGAAAUUAGGGUAGAAAAGGACUCGAUCUUGUACGCGGAUACUUGCUUUACCGCGCAAGCUCUUGUAAGGCUUAUGGUAGAUCUGAAUGAAAAAACGUUGGAAGUGAUGGAUCGUAAUCGAGAGAAGCAGGAGCCGCGAUUUUGCGACGUAGUAGCCAUAUUUAAAUUACUUUCCAGCCAACUGACGGAAGCUAGAGAGUUGUUGGAGAAACGUCCCGUGCAUAAGAGACAAAGAGACAGUUACGAACGUAUCCUGAAGUGCGUGACGCAUCUUAUUUACCUGUUGGUAGAAACGGCGAGUUCGGACGAGGAGAAAGCUCUAAUGCACCAACUAGUCCGUGAUUUGGUGAAACAAAAUCCAAGAUCUGUUUAUACAGAUGACACGCUUCUCCAUCUUUGCGUUUCCGGCUUAAAUACGAUUAAUUCUAGUUAUUUUACUUUUGCCGACGAUAUGCAUACGAUCUUUCCACGUUUGGAUGUUGUUAAAUUACUCUUGGAUUGUGGGGCAUAUGUCGAUGCUAGAAAUAUAUUGCGGUCGACGCCUUUACAUAUAGCAAGUAAUGCAUACAACUUCCACAACUCUCUGGUAAAAUUGUUGCUGGAUCAUGGCGCGCAUUUGGACACGCCAAACAGAACGGGGGAUACACCAGCGCGAUUGAUAGCGUCUAAUCCGGGAAAUACCGUGAAUAUCCUUAAAUAUACCAGCCUUCAGUGUCAGGCCGCGCAGGCUGUUUGUAAAUAUGGAAUUCGUAGUACAGAACUACCUAUUACGUUACGUUCGUUCCUAGAACUUCAUAGAGAAUGAUAUUGAUAAUAUUUUCAAAUGAAUCUAUCGGAUAUUUAUUAAGAACAGUCUUGCAAUGUAUUUUGUUAUAAUUCCAAAAUGUACGACAAUAUCAAAGAAUUCAUAUAAAGGGUGAGCCUACUCACCGGUCACCUGAAUAACACCUAUAGUAAAAUACAUGAUGUAUCAUUUU
This is a messenger RNA of Wasmannia auropunctata (little fire ant), 2478 nucleotides long. RefSeq names its product protein fem-1 homolog C. Gene Ontology annotation, biological process: positive regulation of transcription by RNA polymerase II. Gene Ontology annotation, cellular component: nucleus. The record is from RefSeq and is a predicted model, not a curated record. The transcript has 9 exons. Bases 384 to 2306 code for a protein of 640 amino acids. Gene Ontology annotation, molecular function: protein binding; transcription cis-regulatory region binding. Lineage: Eukaryota; Metazoa; Arthropoda; Insecta; Hymenoptera; Formicidae.